This is a messenger RNA of Etheostoma cragini (Arkansas darter), 2947 nucleotides long. RefSeq names its product family with sequence similarity 160 member B1 (gene fhip2a). Lineage: Eukaryota; Metazoa; Chordata; Actinopteri; Perciformes; Percidae. The transcript is spliced from 18 exons. Bases 195 to 2540 code for a protein of 781 amino acids. The record is from RefSeq and is a predicted model, not a curated record.
GUAGUUUCAGCUAACCUACAUACAUAACAGUGUCAUUAUCACAGCCUGAUCAACCGGAAAGACGACGCAAAUGGGCUCUCUUGCAUCCAUCCUUGAACCAAGACCCCCUCCUCUCUAAAAAUUAAUAGACUUUUCCCCAGUAUAGGUAUUGUUAUGAAGGUUUCUGCGGCAAAAGAUACUCACCUCUAGCAGACAUGCCCGGGUCAUUAUAUGAAACCUCCAAUCUGGAUCGAGGCGGUAACAACAGGAAGAAGAAAAUAGAGGAAUUCUCUAGGUCUUCUCGGGAGAAACUUGUCCAGUCGAAGAACAAAAUGUUCUCCAAAUUUACGUCAAUUCUUCAGCACGCUGUGGAAGCGCUUGCCCCAUCGUUGCCCUUGCAGGAGGACUUUGUCUAUCACUGGAAGGCCAUUACACAUUAUUACAUUGAGACUUCUGAUGACAAAGCUCCAGUCACGGACACCAAUAUCCCAUCCCACCUGGAACAGAUGCUGGACAUCCUGACCCAAGAGGAAGAGGAAAGAGAGUCUGGAGAGACCGGACCCUGCAUGGAGUAUCUCCUACAUCAUAAGAUCCUGGAGACUCUCUACACCUUGGGCAAGGCAGAUUGUCCUCCAGGGAUGAAGCAGCAGGUUCUUACCUUCUACACAAAGCUGCUAGCACACAUUCGUCAACCUCUCCUGCCACACAUCAAUGUCCACAGACCUGUACAGAAACUCAUCCGUCUGUGUGGGGAGGUAUUGGCUGCUCCCACAGAAAAUGAAGAGAUUCAGUUCCUUUGUAUAGUCUGUUCCAAACUGAAGCAGGACCCAUACCUUGUUGACUUCUUCCUUGAGAACAAGUCUAAGAGACCUGAUACAAAGACUUCUGGAGGGACGGAGGUGGUGAAGGACAAUGUGUUGGCUCCAGACACUGGUCAGCCUUGGGCAGAGGAACAGGCUGAGCACCCAGAGCAGCCUCAGGCUGCAGCUGCUGCCUCGACCUCUUCAAGCAGUAACCAUAAUAACGGCAACAAUUACAAUCUUGUCACAUCACUGCUUAACCUCACAAAGAGCCCUGAUGGCAGGAUAGUGGUGAAGGCCUGUGAGGGCCUGAUGCUGCUGGUCAGUUUACCCGAGCCUGCGGCUGCUAAGUGUUUAACUGAAAACACUGAGCUCUGUGAGCUCCUGACUGACAGGCUGGUCUCCUUUUAUAAAGCCCUGCCACAGUCCAUGGACCCCUUGGACAUUGAGACAGUGGAGUCAGUCAACUGGGGUCUGGAUGUGUAUAACCUGAAGGAGGAUGCUGCUGUCUUCACAGGGAAGAGGGCUCUCAUCUCCUUCCUGUCGUGGCUAGAUUACUGUGACCAACUCAUCAAGGAGGCUCAGAAGUCAGCGGCGGCAGUUAUGGCAAAAGCUGUGAGAGAAAAAUUCUUUGUGUCUGUUAUGGAACCACAGCUCAUGCAGACGUCCGAGGUGGGCAUCCUCACCUCCACUGCCCUGCUGAACAGGAUCAUCAGGCAGGUGACGUCGGAGGCUUUAAUGCAGGAGAUGAUUUACUUCUUGCUGGGAGAGGAGAGGGAGCCAGAGACUCAAGCCACUAUGGCUCAGAAUCCACUCAGACACAGACUCAUUGAGCACUGCGACCACCUGUCAGAUGAGAUUAGCAUCAUGACGCUGAGGCUGUUUGAGCAGCUGAUCCAGAAGCCCAACCAGCACAUCCUCCAAAGCUUGUUGCUGCGUAGCCUGGAAGAGAGGAACUACCUGGAGAACAAACCACAGGAGGAGCGGGAGCCCUUGGAGAACGGGCAGCCCCAUGAUGCUGUAGACCUUGAGGAGGAUCCACUGUUUGGGGAUGACCUCUCUCCAGACAGCCGGCUGUCUGGUUCGGAUUGGCUCAGCUCCUCACCCCCACAGAGUCCUGACCACUCAAAGUGUGACGGGAAGACAGAGGUCCACAAAAUUGUCAACAGUUUCCUGUGUUUGGUGCCGGAUGAGGCAAAGUCAUCUUAUCAUGUUGAAGGCACAGGCUAUGACACCUACCUCAGAGAUGCCCACAGACAGUUCAGGGACUAUUGUGGGGUCUGCCAGCGGUGGGACUGGAGGGGAAAUCCAAAGCCGCUGGAGAAGUGUAACUUGGACAGCCCGUUCUUCGAGGGCCACUUCCUCAAGGUCCUCUUCGACAGGAUGGGCCGCAUCCUAGAUCAGCCGUACGAUGUCAACCUGCAGGUGACCGCUGUGCUGUCCAAGCUGUCUAUGUUUCCACACCCCCACCUGCACGAGUACCUGCUGGACCCUUACAUCAACCUGGCCCCUGGCUGCAGGUCUCUGUUCUCCGUCAUCGUCCGGGUGGUGGGAGAUCUCAUGCUGAGGAUUCAGCGCAUUCCAGACUUCACACCCAAACUGCUGCUUGUGAGGAAGAGACUAUUGGGUCUGGAGCCGGAGGGCAUCAACAUCGAUCACAUGACUCUGCUGGAGGGAGUGAUCGUACUGGAGGAGUUCUGCAAAGAGCUGGCAGCCAUCGCCUUCGUCAAAUACCACGCGGCUGCCGCCUCCUCACCGUAAUCGUCCUGCUGUUCAUCCGUCUGCCUCAGCCAGGCAGACGUGUUGGGAAGAAACUGAGCCUUUGGGGUGUGGUGGGGCUGGUGUCACUGGAUUGGCAACACAGUACCACGAACAGCCCAUCCCCGCAAGGCAAGACUGGUAAAGCCCGCUCGGACGGGUUCAUGGCUCCCCCUCUUCUGGCCUCUCGGGCUCCACUAUGAAAAAAAAGAAAAAGUCUUUGGCUUGUUUUUGAGAAGGUCAGAGCACCAACACUGCCCAGCCAGCAGAGGAACAAGAGGAGGAGGAUCGAGGUGGAGGAGCAGAGAGAUGGGCACCGGACGUUUUGUCAGCCUCUGCCUUUACUCUCCCUCCUUCAUCCUUUCUUUCUCACCAGCCAAAAGAGAACCCUGGAAUUAUUCUAUCAUGGA